UGCACUGACAGCACGCCGUGCUGUCAGAUUCCUCAACGGCGGUCGGCGGUCGACGCCGACACGUGCUUCUGUUUGUUUUGAUUCUUUAGUGCGCCGUGUUCAGUUCAAAUCGUGUGCGGGAAAUUUACGAUUUUCUUCAGUAAAAAUGGGUGGAAACUCGAGGAAAUUCAAGAAAGCUGAAAAGAGUAAAAUCAAACUGAAGAGCGCUCUCAAAGGAGCUAAACUUCCGAAGGGGACCAAUGUGACAAAGACAAAUUUCAAAGUGCGCAAGAUCGUCAUACCGGAUCAGAUCAAACAGCGGAACCUUACGGAUGCCAAUGUCCUCUCCAGUCGUAGCUUAACCGUCAAGGACUGCCUGGCAAAGCUGAAGCACACCAACCCAACGGCCAAAUGCGACGGCCUACGUGGUCUGCGCGAGAUCCUCGCCAAACUGCCCACCGAAGUCACCGAGAACCACUUGAGCACGGCCAUCAAGUCCAUCGUCAGCAUUUCCAUCGACAUCGAACGUGAUGUCCGCCGGGAUUGUUACAAAACUCUUGGACUCCUGUUCGCCGCCGCCGGCCAGGAGAAUGUGCUUCCGUUCUUCGAUGUGCUGCUGUCGUUCCUCCGGUGCGCCAUGACCCACAUCCAGCCAAGGAUCCAGGAAGACUCGCUACUCCUUCUGGACACCUUUCUGCAGCAUCUGCCGCAGUUGGUCCUACUCAACAGGGACAAAAUCUUCCCGCAGUUUUUGGACAUGAUUUCCAAGCUGCGGAGCGAAUCUAAACCGGAACGUACGCUUACGUUGAGCUUGAAUAAGCAAUCGACCAGCACCAAGUGGAGGACGCGGGUCUUGAUGCGGUUGAUUGGGAUGCUGAGGAUCCUGAUUGAUAGUAAGAAGGGCGAUGGGAAGGUCGCCAUGGAGAUGAAAGGCGGGGAGGAACCCAUGGACACCGGGGAUGAGAGUAAUCCCUUCACCACAAAAUCAACCCACAUCCCAGCUUCAUCCUUACCGGUCAACAAUGUGUUCGACUACCGAGCUCCACUGCACUUUCCGCUGGUCCGCCACCGCCUGUACCAACCUUGUCCGCUGACGUGCCUUUUCCGGAAAUCCAUUACCGGGAGCGGAGGCAACCUCUCGCUGUCGGACCAAAUCGACGAAGGUCGCAAACUGAAAACCUACGUCCAGAUGUUGAUGCCGCUGCUGUUCGAGUCCUGGCUGGAGGUUCGUCCUACUUCGGGAGGCGGCGAAACGGCCGAACACGUGCUGUCCCAUGAGGCCGCAACCACUUUGGGACUGCUGCUGGACAUUGCCAUCCAGUUGUGGGAGUUGGUGGUGAUUUACGGGCGCGAGACGAACAACUCCGAUAUGACCAGGUGGUUCCGAGACCAGUAUGCAGAGGAUUUCUGUAAUCAUAUCUUGAAGGGUUUCCCCUUCUAUCAGAGCCCGGGAGCUGGUGCUGGAAAAGGGGGUCGUAGCGCAAUGGCCGAUGAGACAAAGGAACGGAACGUGGACGAGAAGUGCUAUCAGCAGAAUUUCAACAUUUGCUACUUCUACUGCUGUUUGAACGAGAACUUCCGGUCGGAUCGGAGCAAGAACUACGAUAAGGUGGCGAAUUACGUGGAGAGGUGCGUUAAUAACUGGAAGUUCCGUUCGCCGGAAGUGAGUUCCCUGCUGCUGAAGGUGUUGAGGUAUAUGCUGUUGGAAACGGAUUGCGUCUCGAUCAAUCAGAAUACCAGGGGGCUGCUGAAGACGCUGCUGGAAGUGUACAUUCAGGCGAAGUUACCGCAGGACACGCGCAAUCGGAUUUUGAUUCUGUUUUGCGAUAUUAUUGUUUUGAAUGAUCGUCUCUGGAGAGAAUAUGGCCAGGAAAUCUUCACGCUCUGGUUGAGAAUGCUGCCGAAUUUGCUCAAGAAAACCGUCAUCGACUUCAACGUCCUGAAGGCGUUGCUCUGUUUGGCCAAGCAGAAGAAUACCAUCUUCCUGCACAGCCUGGAGGAGAACGUGGAGGACAUCGUCGGCAACGUUGGGACGCUCAAGGUGGUGAACGAGCAGUUUAAGAACGAAGGCCUAGUGCUGCUGAUCAAUUUGCUCUUUUGGGUUAGCAAACGGGAUGCUUUGGAGAAGCUGCUGCAGCCGGAACAGGUCAAGACGAUAAAGAUCGAUGACGAUAUGAAAGCGUAUUUUAGAAGUACGCUUAGAACGCGAUUAGUUAGCUUGUAGGAUCUAGCUACAUACAAUCGUUCACAAUUAUGAAUAAGGUAAGAAUAAGACAUUCUAACAAAAGAACAA
Aedes albopictus (Asian tiger mosquito) is the source of this 2272-nucleotide messenger RNA. RefSeq names its product testis-expressed protein 10 homolog. The coding region runs from base 146 to 2203 and encodes 685 amino acids. NCBI's taxonomy places the organism in Eukaryota, Metazoa, Arthropoda, Insecta, Diptera, Culicidae. Gene Ontology annotation, cellular component: nucleus; MLL1 complex. The transcript is spliced from 4 exons. The record is from RefSeq and is a predicted model, not a curated record.